Schizosaccharomyces octosporus yFS286 is the source of this 991-nucleotide messenger RNA. RefSeq lists its product as uncharacterized. Lineage: Eukaryota; Fungi; Ascomycota; Schizosaccharomycetes; Schizosaccharomycetales; Schizosaccharomycetaceae. The record is from RefSeq and is a predicted model, not a curated record. The transcript has a single exon. Bases 213 to 458 code for a protein of 81 amino acids.
CACCCAUACAGGAUUUGUUUUUAUAUGUUCCCAUGUAACGAGUUCUUUGAGAUCCAAAUAGGAUAGCUUGUUAAUCCCAUUCAUAAAUUUUGUUUUACUUCUCUAUGUGGCAUUGUCCUUUUGUAAGCAAACGUUGAUCCAAGCAUAAAACAAAACUAGAUUUGUUCACAUCCUUCGUGAAUUGUUUCUACCUUGUGAUUGUUGGAUAGUUUAUGGAUUUUCUACUCUGCGCCAUGAAAAUCUCUAAAGCGUUGACACUUACCUUUGCAGGAAUAAUAGUUGUCUCAUCUCUGGUGGUGGUCUUUUCUCCAUCCUCAAAAUCACCUCCUCUUAAAUCUUGGUCUAAGCGGCAACUGAUUCUCUACUGCGAAAGAAACAGUCUAAGCACGUCCGGCUCGUAUAUUGAUUUACUCACCCGUGUUGAGCAACAUCAAAAGUCUCGUGCUUCGACUGGAUAAGGAAAUUCAAGAAGAAGAUAUGAAUCAUUUUAAAUUCAUUGAAUCAAUCAUUUUGUAGUUAGCACGACCUUGGACUGAGGACAUAUCCAUUCAGUUCUUGCUGAUACGAAACAGGACUGUGUCCCAUCCACCUUUGUCGGAAAGCAAAUGAACCCCGGCAUAACAUUGUAUCCGCUUUUUCCUGAUGGCAAAUCAGAAAGUGUUUGUCUUCAAGAAAAAGCUGGGUUGCUGAACUGUCGAAUUGGUUUCUAUCUUUAAUUCAGCAUCUUCCUUCCGUGAGCUCUGGAAGUGUAGAUUUAAACGUAAAGAUACAUAAAUUUUGUUUUGGAACUAUCUGUAAAAAAUCGUUUCCUUCCAAACAAUCGUUAGGUAUUAUUGUUCAACUAAGGAAUAUCAGCUCAGUACACCAAAACUGCAGUAGAGUAUCCAUAUUGUAAUUUUUUUUCUUUUCCUUCGAUAAAUCUUGAGUUUCUCCUUUCCCAAAAUCUAUUUUUUUUUCUGCUUUCAACGUUUACUUCAUUUUGGCAUUUCCA